AUGAGCGACGGCGGCGGCGCUGGCCUGCCCCUGCAACAUGGCAAAGGCAAUUACCAGGACACUGGCGCGGACACCGAGUCGUUGGCGGGAUUAACAGGAUAUACACGAAAUUAUUAUGGCACUUCUGGUGGCAGCGAUGACCUGGCAAGGGCCAGGGCCGUCACAUAUGGAAAUUAUGCCCCACCCCAGGCCUGGUCCGGAUUUGUGCCCCAUUCGCAGACUGGACCGCGUGGCGGUAUCGAUUUUGUCAUUAAUACGGGAAAUUAUGAGGCUGGUCCUGGUCCUGGUCCUGGUGCCUAUCAAAGCUAUGGAUAUCAGUCGCCGACGCCGCGGGUGGCCACGCCCUACGGUCAUUACCAUUUCGAACAAAUUUCCAAUUAUCGCGACGAAACUGGCGAGCAAGAGGACCAGCAGGAGGCCAGUGCCUAUGCCAGGAUCAAAGAGCUGCAAACAUGGUCGAAUCCAGUGAAGCGACAGCAGGAGGAGGGGGAGGGCAGGGGGCAGCAGGAGGUGAGGGAACGGCAACAAGGAGUAAGGGAAGGGCAGCAGGACCCAAGGGAGCCGAGGGACCGCCACCAGGACCCUAGGGAACUGAGGGACCGCCACCAGGACCCUAGGGAACUGAGGAACCUGCACCACGACAAGCCCGAUCAACAGCUGCUCUACUCCCACAUCGAUUUGCAACUAGCAGAUCUGCCCAAAGCCCGUGACUUCCUGCCACCGAUCACCAGCAGCGUGCACCACACGCCCACGAGCAGCCAGGCCCUGGCCGGAGUGCCGCUAAGCAAACACAUCGAGACCAUCCGACAGGUGGCCGUCCCGCACUACCAGAAGCAGUUGGUGCCCUACAAACAGACGCUGCAGCUGCAGGUCCCCCGCACCGUUAUAGCCGCCGUGCCCAAGCCGGUGGCCAUCAAGGUGCCCGUCACCCGGACAGUGGCUGUGCCGCAGCUGCAGGAGGUGAAGAUACCCAUCGAGAGGAUCCAGCCAGUGCCGGUGGAGCGGCCCAUGCCGUUUGUGGUGGAGCGACGGGUGCCCUAUCGGGUGGAGAAGGCGGUGGCCACGCCCGUCUACUAUCCGUAUCCCGUUAAGGUGCCGGUGGUAAGGACGGUGGUGCACAAGCAGCAGCCGCAGCACCACCACUACCAUCCAGGGGGCUGGGGCACCAAUCAUUUGUUGGGCUGA
This is a messenger RNA of Drosophila miranda, 1185 nucleotides long. RefSeq lists its product as uncharacterized. The record is from RefSeq and is a predicted model, not a curated record. The transcript has a single exon. Bases 1 to 1185 code for a protein of 394 amino acids. NCBI's taxonomy places the organism in Eukaryota, Metazoa, Arthropoda, Insecta, Diptera, Drosophilidae.